ACUUCGUUCUAUCUGACAAGACUAGUCGGUAGUCGCAAAACAAAAAUAAUUAAACAAAUGAAAAUUUAAUAAUAUAGCUCCAGUUUGCCAAAUAAUUAAAAAAAAUAAUUUAAAUGUUUUCUUAAAAUACAAAUUACUUAAAAGAUUAAUUGUUGGAUUUUAAAGCUAAAAUUAUUUGUCUCAUUUCAAUUUAAAAACUACUUUAAUUUUUAAUUUCUGUUGGGAAUUUUUAAUAGUGCAGUGUUAUGUUGGGCAAGGUGAUGUCAAAAGAAAAUGUCGUUCCGUUUGUUUUGGCGCUAACUUUAGGGGCUUGUUUGUCAGAAUUUGAGUUUGUUGUGUUUUUUUAUAAUAAAAAUAAUCUUCGAUUUUAGACCAUGUUUGUAUUAGUAUUAUAAUGUAUACCUGUAUAGUUAGAAUUAUUGUGCGGAAAUAUAUAGAUUUUCGAAAAUCCUGUGAGAAUAUAAAGUAAACGUGGUAUAAUUUAAGUGAUAAGUGUGUUUUAAAGACUUUAUUGUCAAGACUCGCCGUAAAAAUGAAUAAGUCCAGGCAUAGUUUGAAAGCGAGGCGCUCUCUUGGUGUCAUCAAUGCAGAUUCGCCAUUGAGAAGAAAGUCUUUUGGUGUAGCUCCUGUUGCUUCCGUGGAUUUACCAGAGAAUGAUGAUGCAGCGGAACGAGAGAGAAUAUCCUCUGCUACUGUCGACCGGUCUUCAUCCAUUUCAGUGGCCGAAAAGUCCACACCAUUGGUUUCGGCAUUGUCGGGCCUUACUGCGGACGAGAUGACAGAGCACUAUGCCAAAUGUAUGAAGCUCUCUUCUGAAAACAAAAUCACUACCAAGAAUGCAUUUAGCCUACAGUUGAUUGACUACAUGGCUACAGUGUUCAAAAAAAAAACCUUUGAUUCAAGUAACUUCCAGGUGGCAGGUGUGGCGCUGGAUGCAGGUGCCAAGAUCUAUGGCUGCCGCGUCGACAAUGUGCAUGAGGCCGUGCUCAGGAUGGCAGGCGCGCUCGCGCAGGAGAAGAAGAAAAGUGGCAAGGGUGACAAUGAAGGUAACGAAGAGAAUGUGCCAGAGGAUGGAACAGAUGGGUCCAGCAGAAGAAAGAAGAAGGUUCGGAAGCGCAAGUCUGUGCUGGCGGAGGACCCCUCGGUGCUGAACGCCAAGGAAGACGUGGUUCCCCGGACGGACCCGUACUUCCAGCGGUUCGUCACAUCGGUGGGGGAGAGCCAGGAGGGGAACUGCAACUUCCUGAACAAGCUGAGGGUGAAGGACGACGGCUGCAAGCUGCUCCUCUUCCCGGAGCUGCCCUUGUGGUCGGAUGGGGGCAAAGAGCCGGGGCGGGCGGCAGGUUGCGACCGCGAGGGCUGCAAGGCGAAGCUGCCUCGGCUGCCUGUGAGCGGUUGGCAGGAGCAUGAGAUCUGCUCGGCAUUCAGUCACUUCUCGUUUAACAACUGGUCGCUAGAGAUGGAAGAAAGGAUGUCUGUGGGCCACAGACUGAAUGAAGACUGUGAUAUGGAUGGCAUAGAGCCUCUGGCAACACCUGCCCGUCUUAUGCCAGACGAAGACUAUGCUUUUGACAUGGAUGCAGAAGUCGCGCCAUUGGAGGACAAUCACUACGGCCACUCGGACGAUGACGAAGUGAGCCUGGAGAGGGGUCUUGCGUGCACCAUCAGCAAGUCCAAGCGAGAUGUCAUAGUGGAUGUCCGCAAACACUUGUCGGUCGUCCCGCAAGAAUACUCGUUUUUCAAAGGCAACCUGAUGUCUCUGUGGGCGGGGCCCAACCACUGGAAGGUUGUGCCGGCUGCCAGAGGGAAGCUGUCAAGCGAGGCAUGCAAAUCCUCUGUGAAGCGAAGGAGGAGAAAAGAAGCGGAGGUGAACUUUGACAUUGACUUGGCGGCCCUGCAGGAUCAUUUCUCGGCGGGGAAGGGCGUGAAGCUGAGCAGAAAGACCAUACAGUUGUGGAGCAACGAUAAGACCACCUUGCCUCAGGAUGAGCACUUCGACCCCUCUGUGUUCUACAGGUUAGGGCUGAGGAGCUGCAUUAGUGUGACGCGUGUGGACCACAACAGUUCUCAGAUCAUCGAUGAUGAUGUGGAUGCCUACAACUACGACAAUGACAACGACCGCCAGAGCUUCUGCCCAGACCUGAAUGUUGACGACAAUGGCCAGCAGGAUGACGGGCUCACUCAGAACUACGAGGCGAGUCUGCUGCCGAGUCAGGAUGUUCAUAGUACUGACAUGCAGCCGACUGGGACCUUCACAGGGGACAACCUGGUUGCCCCGCCCCAAAAGGUGGCAAAAAUAUGGAUUCCAUAUGCUCUCAAGGCCAAGAAGAUGGACAUGAAGAAGCUUAAGGACAAAAUUUGGUACCUUUUGACUACAAUGAGCUUGCCAGAGGACACGACGCCUGUCAUCAACCCAGACAGGAUGGCGGGGCAGGUCCUGUUCAGCAAGGUGUACCGCACCCUGCCCUCAACGCUCUCCCAGACCAUGCGGGAGAACCUGAGCUUCCCUCUGGCCAUGUUCGCUGCGCUGCACCUUGCCAACGAGAAGAGCUUGUGCCUGGAGCACGCGGACGACUUGUCGGACUUUGUCGUCAAACAGUUCUGAGUCGGCCAACCGCUGCUCCAGUUUGUACAUUUUUUUUUAGUGAAUCUGUAUAUUUGUGAUACAAAUUUUAAAUUGGUCGUAUGUAGAGGCUCACAGAGAUAUUUAUGGAUUGAUUUAGUUGAUUUGAUUGACUAUGUAUUAUGUCGAAUUAUAAAAAGUACCCUGUGAUGGGCCCACGGCACACAGCGUGCAGGGGAAUCUUAAAAAAUGGACUAUGCUUGCUAUGCCGUAGAACACACCACAACUAUGCACAAGCCACAAAGUAAUUUUGUCCUUUGGGGGGGUUGCCUCUCCCCCUCUCCUGCAGUCGGGGGCUUCCACAAAGCUUUAAUACAAUCCAGCCUAUGAACACCAUUGAAGGGUCCCCUCCUUUACCAUUUCCCUGAGACGAGUUCAAAUUACGAGCGAAACUUUUAGUCUUGAAUAAUGGGUAUUAUUCAUAAAGUAUAUACGUACAAUAUAUUUUAAAACAAAUUCUAGGCUUUUUACUAUUUGCCAGGUUUUUUUAUUAUUUUAUUUAGUCCAAGUUGUUUUAUUUGUAAAAGAAAUUAAAAAUGAUACUUGUUUGUUGUUUGAUUUUAUAAAGUACAUUCUUUACUUGCUGUAGAAAUGUUAGGUGGGUGAGUGUAUGCAGUGAAAUCUUAUUACUAUGUACUCACUACGAACUUGAAACUAAAAGUAAAACAUUGUGUAAAGAUCUACAUAUUACUUAAAGUAAAAGAUUCUUCAAAAUUGUGGCACUAUAUUAAAGUUCGACUGUGAUUCAUAUUUGUGACUUUUGGUUCACUGUUUGACAUACAUAACAUUUUUUUUUUCUUUAAUCACAUUUGACGUAAUACUUCAAAUGUUUGGCUUAUUGAAUUGAACUAUAGUUUCCAAUUUUCAUGUAAUACAAAUUUCUCUUCAUAUUUUGUAUGUAAUUGAUUACACUGACCUGCAAUGCUGGCAUGCUGAUUCUGAAAGUGAAGUCAAAUUUUCUCUAUCGCAUCACGUUUUAUUUUUUUUGCAAAAUCAAAAUGAAAAUAUGAGACAUAUGAGACACGUGCACAUGCAAUAUUACAAUUAUCACAUAUAUGGAAUGUUUUUUUCACUAUUGUGAACAUAUUAUGUAUAGAAAUAUUUAAAGUAUUGUGUAACAGAUUUGAAUGAAAACACAGCCAAAUAGACUAAAAUUUGUUAUACAUUAAGUCUCAUAACUAGAGACCCCGAAAAAUGGUGAAGCGCAAAAUUCACGAAAUAACACGAAAAUUUGAUACUUUAAACAAAUUUUGUGGCUUUCCUUUGAUUUCGACAUAGUCGCGAAAUUCACGAAUUUUCGCGUGAAGUUCAUGCUUUUUCGUGCGAGAUUCACGCUUUUUCGCACAAAAUAAUGUCCUUAUGUCGCAAGUUCUAUUUAUUUACGCCAUCAUAAACAUAGGCGUGAAAUAAACAUAGAUUGAAAGACUAGUGCCGUGAUAUUAUCUUCAUUUUGACACGUUACUGAAAUCCACAUAUUUUUAUUACUCUGUUUACAAGCAGUAAAUAUUGCAAUCGCAAAUGAAAACAAAAUGUAACAAAUGUCAACAAUCGAUAUGUUCGCACUACCAACAUAACAAAAUUGACUGUUCACAGUUUUUGUGUUUUGAAUAAUGGUCGUUUCUGCCGCAAGGCGCACUGGUGUUGAUUUUUCUAACCUAAUUUAAUCGCAUGGAGCUAAGAUGGCAGUCAUUUUUGCAUGCACAUAUCUAUGAGUGUUUACAACUACCGUCCACAUUUUGUAAGUUUUGUGAUACAAUUGAAUUUAUGGCUAAGAUGCCGAAAACUUCGACAAUGUUUGAUUGCGAAAGAGAGAUGAAAUCGGAUGAUUUUAUAUUUUUGAUCAGCGGGACAAAAUUAUGAUGUGCAAGUUCUGCAACGUGCGGGUUGAUUGGACACGCAAAGACACGUUCAAAAAGCAUGUGGCAAAUGACACGCACAAAACAAAAAAGACAAUUAUUUUGUCAAGCAUUCUACCGUGUCUAAAAAAAUUUCGAUAGGCGACAGCGUGAAUAAAGCAAAUAAGCUUGAAAGUGCAGAAAACAAGAAUUUGUUUCUGAUUUUGUUAAUGUGAUGCUGUAAGUUAACAUUCCUUUGGAAAAAGCUGAUCAUCCAGUUAUGAGGGAAUGGUUUAACACCCAUGUUGAAGGUUAGCCUUAUUUAUUUAGAAAUGUUUUCCCCCUCUAUUAAAAGUUCAUAAGCAUAUGUAGGCCUACAAUAUUAUUGAUUAACUCACCUUUAGGCCCAACUUACCUUUACUUCAAAUAAAUAUGCAAGUACCUCAGAUUAACAAACACAUAAAUAGGAUGGAUUGCAUUGUGAAAUUGAGUAAAUUAGCUUUAAUAUUUUCAGUGAUAACCUUAUAAAUGCUACCUAUUUAUAAGUAUAUUGUAAGUUAUGUAUACAUUUUAGGUGCAGGGGAUUUGUCAUCAUCAGCCAACACUCUUAGAGAAACUUAUGUCCCAAAAAUUGGCCAGGCAAAUAAGGAAGCAGUAAGGCACACUGUAGAAGACAAACAGAUUGUAUUCUUGUGUGAUGAAAGGACAGACAAAGUGGGCCGAUAUAAGGCAGAGUCUGCUACUUUGUAGUGCCUAUGAAAGAUACUAUGGUAACUGUUGUGUUACACAUUUGUGUACCAACCAAAGCUUACCUGCAGAGGAGAAUUUCUAGUAUGUACAGUGAGAUAGACUAUAAUUGAAUUUGAAUAUUGAAAUACUGUGUAUUGUAACUUAGGAUUUUUAAUGGAAUAUCUCGAAUGUUUUUAUUUUUCCUGUUUAUGUAAAGAAGAUUUUCACAUACAAAAUUUAACAGCUAUUUAUAAUUGUAUUUUUAUGUACAAUACAGUAGAACCUCGAUGAUACGUUCCCGUUUCAUACAUUUUCCCGUGUCAUACGCCGAUUAAUUUUGGUCCCGCCGAAAGUUCUAUAUUUACAAUGGUUUACUUUCCCGGAACAUACACUUAUAAAAUCUUUAAUUUCCCGUUUCAUACGUUUUUACGAAGCGGAAAAGUCCUAAAAUUCACAAUUUUUUUUGUUAUAUUCCUCCUGAUAAACUACGUUUUAAUGCUUUUAUUUUGAAAAACGUUCAUUGUUUACCUUUGCAAACGUAAGAAAAUAACUUUAUCGCACCAUAGAUAUGGAUAGUAUCGGGAAGACUGUGCACUUCGCUAUUAGCAUCUAUGGCCAGCACCAAGCGAGACUAGUGGCGCGAAUGAUUAUGAAAAUGGUGCACGUGAUUUACCAAGGCACGGAUCUCAUAUUUUGUGCAUUCAUUAAUCUUUGAACUGAAUAUACUUGUUUGUAGGGAUGGGAAAUAUAGUUCUUUGGAACGAACUAGUUCGUUCGGAACUAGUCACUUCAAAGACUAGUUCUUUAGGAACCGUUCUAUUGAACUACAUCGGUCGCGGACUGUAUCGCGGUUUCCAAUGUUUAAACAAAAUAUUCCAUACAUUGCACCAACACAAUCGUUACAGACUUUUUGUUUUAUGGGCAUUUCUUUUUCUAUAAAUAAAAGAGGCACACAGUAAUCCGAUGCUUGUAAACAAUAUCUCCCAUUACAAAUGAGCGACUAUCAUAUUGUUUUUCUUUCACACACUUCUUACAUUUUUGAAUGUGUAUUAAUUUAUUUUCUGCAAGUAAAGUGCUUAUUUUCACAUGUUUACAAAACAAAAUAAUGGUAUAGUGUUUUCUCAUCUGUGACAACCUAAGCUGAUUUUUUUCGUAUUAGGUAAGUUUUAUUAUGUUUCUUUAAAUUUUAGUGUAGUUUUGUAAUGUGUGGUCUAUGUGUAAUGAAAGUUUAAUUUCAGGUUAUAUAGGCUAUCUGAAAUUUAACGUAAUUACACUUAUUUACGUGACACGUUUUUUAAUGUCAAUAUGUAAUGUAAAUGUCUAAAGAAUAUUAGAUAAAAAUUAAGAGUUCACGAUAGUCAAACGAUACUAUCUAUGUCUUUGAACUAGCUAGUUCAGUGUGUAUAUGUACUCCCUUUCUCUUCGGUCUUCGUAGUUCAGAUCAGUACUUGGAAUAGAGGUGGGUCGAAAAGUAUCAACCUGAUACUUUGCCACUGAUACGCGCCUGUAUCAGGAACGGCAAACGAGUACACUUGAAAAGUAUCAGAGACUUUAGUAUCAGUUCAGAAUUCACCUGGAACACCACGGCCAAUGAAUACAGUACCCGAUCGCAGAUGACGGUCACUUGGGCGGAGCUUGUGAAAGGGGAGGGAGCAGGAACGACGAAUAAGGGAUAAAGAAGGGAAAGAAUGUAGGGGAGGAAGCGCAGGGGAAGGCGUUGAAGCCUUGAAGGAGAGGCGCAAAGCGAUAUUGUUACAAGCAGGGCUGCCACUCAUGGGUUUUUCCACCCAGAUCUGGGUUUUUCCAAUGGUGUUUGGGUUUCUGGGUUUUUAAAUAAUGAAUUCCAACAAUUCUAGGUUUUUUAUAAUUUUAAUUAUUUUUAUACCUAAAACAAUAAUAAAGGUAGUAGCUACUGUACCGUAAAACGGGGUGAGAAUGUGACUGCAUGGGUGAGAAUGUGACAACACACAUUUCUGUCCUUGAGUGCACUCCUGGUGAGUCACAGCAAAGUUAUUUUUUCGAUCAAUUAAUCGUUGAAUUCUUUAGAUUUCGAUACAUGCGAUGGAAGUGUUUUUGUUGUCAUACUAUCUAUGGCCUAUUUGUAUGAAUUUUUUCUGCAAAGUUGGGAAAUAAACGUGUUGUUUAAAUAUAGAAAAAGUGUUCCAGAAAAGGGAUAUUCCGAUGUUUCAUACAUAAAGGUAAAAUUGGUUUUUGUUAACUACAAUUAAUACCAAGUUAUUUGCUGUAUAAAUUAUCUGAAUAUUAUGAAACUGUAAUUUUUGAAAGAAGGUUAAGUAAAAAAUGUGCAUUUGAAGGGGUGAGAAUGUGACAUCAGUGUCACCAAUUCCAAUUUUAAAAAGUCACAAAAUCCCUCAUAACAUAGACAAGAUAUUCAAAUUAUCAGAAAGACUAACUAAAAUAAAUAAUUUAAGAUUUUAGAAAGACUUAUAACUUUAUGUUAAAUGCUUUAUCAGCGACAUUUUGUAAGAUUGUUUAUUUAUCAAUGUUCUUUGGUAUUGAUGUUUUUGUUCAUUCUUUCAGAAUUACCUACAGUUUUUACCUGGUAGUUGUUUCCAGUAUGCCACGCAAUUACAAAAAAAAAGUUGGCGGCAGAACGUAUCGUAAUUGGACAGAUGACCAAUUAAAGGCUGCAAUUGAAGACAUUAAAUCUAAAAGAGAGAGUCUACGUUCAGCUUCUGAAAAGUCUGUUAACAUUUGAUUUCUAUCAUAAUUAAUUUUAAAGUUAUUGUAUAAAAUAUUAGGAGCACAAAGAUAAUGUUAAUUGUUUAAAUUUUCAGAUAUGGGAUCCAUAAAAACACUUUGUGGAAAAAAAUGCAUGGCGAAUUGUCAUCCAAAACAGGCGGACAAACUGUACUAACAGAGGAGGAAGAAAACGUAAUUGUUGCUCAUCUCAUCACUGUUGCAACUUUUGGCUUCCCCUUCACCAUUUUGGAUCUUCGAUUGGUGGUCAAAUCAUACCUUGACAGGUUAGGGCGAAUUGAAAGAAGAUUCCAACGUAACUUACCAGGUAAAGAUUGGGCAGAUUUGUUUUUGAGACGCCAUAAAAAGGAGCUAACUCAGCGGACAGCUCGUCCCAUUUCACGAGUUCGUGCUGCAUUAGAUAAGGAUGUUAUUGUUGAGUAUUUUAACCAUUUAGGCAACAGUAUUGAUGGAGUGCCUCCUUCUCAUAUAUGGAACUAUGAUGAGACGAAUAUAACGGACGACCCUGGAAAUAAGAAAGUACUCGUCAAGAGAGGAACCAAAUAUCCCGAUCAAAUUAAAAAUUCCACUAAGGCUUCAGUUUCUGUAAUGAUGUGUGGGAAUGCAGCAGGGGAAAUGGCCCCACCUUAUGUCACCUACAAGGCUGAAGGACUCUAUCAAAGUUGGACUGAGGGAGGACCACGUGGCACACGCUAUAAUCGCUCGAAAAGUGGUUGGUUUGAUGCUAGGAUAUUUGAGGAUUGGUUUGAGGGAUUGAUGCUCCCUAUACUAAAAAAGCAAGAUGGUGUUAAAAUUUUAAUAGGAGAUAAUUUAAGUUCUCACAUAAAUUAUCAUGUUGUUGAACUGUGUGAAGCUAAUAACAUAAGGUUUGUAGCAUUGCCUCCCAAUUCCACACACUUGUUGCAGCCAUUAGAUGUAGGGUUCUUUAGACCAAUGAAGGGAGCAUGGAGGAACAUUUUAAAUGAAUGGAAAGAAAGUGACCAAGGUAGGAAGCUGAGAACAAUCCCCAAAGAGAGUUUUCCUGUUUUUCUAAAAAUGUUAGUUGAAAAUCUAAAAGUGAAGAGCAGCCAGAAUUUAAAAUCAGGUUUUCAAGCAUGUGGCAUAGUUCCUCUAAAUCAGGACGCUGUUCUCAAAAAACUUGUUGGCAACGAGAUGGCUUCAAGUGAUCUCCGUGAACAUGUGGCAGAGUCCUUUCUGAAUGAGAUGGAAAAGAAAAGAAAAUCAGUUGUUUGUGUUGUGCAAAGGAAAAGGAAGAAAAUUGAUGUGCCACCUGGAAAAGGUUUCACCACCGCUGACAUUCCUCACAUGAUCCAAUCUCAACCUACCACUCUGAUGGAAAUUCAAGAGCAGCAACCUUCCACCUCUGGAGUAGUUCAAUAGAUUCAGCAGAAGCCUCGUCAAACGAGCGGGACAAGGAAAAGGAAGGCCAUAAAAAGGAAACAAAAAGAUUUCUCAUCUGAAGAGGAAGAGGAGAGUGAGAAAAUAAUUGAUGAUGAAAGUGAAGACAGCGUAACAAGCAAUUUUUUUCAAGAUUCUUCUAAUUCUUCUGAGGAGGACAAGUCUGAGGAUGAACAAGAACCCCUCACUCCAGCACCUGUCUCUGAACCGCAGUACGUAAAAGGAGAUUAUGUAGUGGUGACAUAUGAGGGAAAAAAUUAUCCUGGUAUUGUCAUUGACCUGGAUGAUGAUGAUAUUCAUGUAUCGACUAUGAUUCCCUGUGGAAAGUACUGGAAAUGGCCAGAAAAAGUCGAUUCAAUUUGGUACAAACGUCAUGCUGUUUUAUUCAAAGUUCCCCCACCUCGACAAAUAAGUAAAAGAGCAGUGUUUUGCAUAGACAUGAAGCCUUAAAUACACGUUGAUGAAUUGUAAACAUUUUGUAUUAACUUUAUAAUUGUAUUGUGUCAAUGUAUGGUCUGUAUCAGUAAAUCACUGUAUCGUAGUUCAUUGUAUUAAGCUAAAAUGUUUUUGUGUAUGUUUAACUUUAUUUUUUCUUCAAUGAACAUGUGUUUUGUGGUCUAAAAUACAUUGAUUACUUAUUUUUGUAAAGCAAAAUGUAAUUUAUGGGGUUAGAAUGUGACACUACUAACUUAGCAGCAAAUAUAAUACAAUAUUGCUAACGUCACAUUCCCACCCCACUCAUUGGGGUGAGAAUGUGACAAACAAUUGUUUUAAUAAAAACAUUUUGAAUCCAUUUUUGAAAAUUGAUAUUUUCAGAAAAGUAAGAAAAAGGUGUUAUCCAUCAUAAAUAAAAUUUUCAGUCCAUAAAUAUAAAUACUGUAGUUAGGGAAGGUCAAAAACUAAGAAACCUGUCACAUUCUCACCCCGUUUUACGGUAUCUGUUGCAAUAUCUGUUUGAUAAAUGCAAACAAGUCUAUGUGUUUCACACACAAAAAUACAUAUAAACACAAAACUAGUUUUCAAGAAGCUAAGUCGAAUAUUAAAUUAGACACAUUCUUCAAAGAGGCUUGCAGAACACAAAACCAAUGCAACAAUUAACCUUCAAACCAAUCUUGUAGAAUCAGACUCUGAAUAAAGACUAACGUACAUGAUGCAGUUUUAUAAAAACAAUUACCGGUUUAAAGGAUGCAGUGAUGGUGUUUGUUUUGUCAUGUAUCAGGGCCGUAACUAGGAGAUUCGUUAGGGGGGGCAAAGCUUAAUUUGCCGCCCCCUUCUUACCAACAUUAUAAAAUACCCUUUUUCGUUAGAAGCGGUGGUUGAAAUGAUACCAUUCACUUAUACAUAAUUGAGAACUUUUAUUUAUCAAGUAUACUAAUUGGAAAACUAAUACAAUUACAUUUUUAUUAUAAUGAAGUAGACUGUUAUCAAACUAUUGUUUAUUGUUUGCACAACAGUGAAAAUUAAUGUCUUACCAAUAAGUUUAUUAAGUACUCAAAUUACAUAAGGAACAUGUGCUUCUGAAUUAAGUAUAAUAUUGUAUUGAUAACCAUACAAAGAAAUUCAGUUCAAAAUUUAAUUUUUCGAGCAUGAUUAGCUGCAAAAGUGUUAAUAAUAUCAUCAAAAUUGAUCAAAGCAGCUCGUUUGUGUUCAAUAGAUAUAAAUAAUACUUAGAUUUGUUAAUCUCUGCUGGCCCAUCGUGCUUCUCAAAUAGCUUUUAAUAAGUUUAAGUUUACUAAAUCUUCUUUCACCUGACGCAAUUGUAACUGUAAGGGUGAAAAACAUUCUCAGAGCAGUAGUAAUGUUAGGAUGUGCCUCCUCCAAUUUAAUUUUGUAGAUAAGGCUCAACAUUGUUGAUGCUGUAGCAUCUUUUAAUUCAUAGUCUACUGUUAAUGCAUGGUGCUUAAUACUUUCAAUUUCAAAUACGAAUUCUUCUUUGUUAAGAUCGGCCCUGUGUUUCCUAAUUCUGCUGCUUUGACUUUUAAAUCUUCUACUUCCAUUUUAUGAAUUUGAACACCACUAAAAAAUCCAAACUUAUUGUUAAUGUUCUCCAAAGCCUUAAACCUGUUACUCAGUUCCAUAAUUAAUCUGUCAAUGACUUUCAACAUUACAUUUGGACAUACGCCAUUGCUAAGCACUUUUUCUGUAAGAAAACUAAAAAAUAAAAUAAAUAAAUAAGUAAAAAUAACCAAAAGACAAAAAGCACAAAUUAAGCAAAAAAAUUGCUGUUGUCAACAGAAUAUAAACACCACAAAAUAUUCCGUAACAGGAAUAUGGUCAACAAACAAAAAAAACAAAGAAAAAUGUACUAAGAGAACGAAAAAAAAAAACCACAAAUCAUGAUGACACAAAAAUAUUGAACCCAAAAAAAAAUUCAGCACAAUGGUUGAAACGAGACAAAAACACGACAAAACGAAAAGACGAAACAAACACAAUAGUUUUUCCAAAACAGAAACAAGCGACGUUUCGGGAACUGCUAUCUGCUCCCGUCCUCAGGCAGAAACGCACAUGGUACGAAAACACAGUAGCGACUGAGUAGGGGAUGGUAAAAUGAGGGUAUUUAUCAGAGAAAGGGCUACAUCUUGCUCAGCCAAGUGAUCACCCGCGAAACGGGUCCUUGAGAUACCAGCUCUCAUCGCAGUGGUUUUACUCACUCCAGACCACGAAUUAUGGUAAUACUUGUUUCUUAGAGUGAAGUAACGCAUUUGGAGUACGAAUAUAUUUACAAAUUAUGCAUAAUCAAGUUAAAUAGAAUUUCUUAAUUCCUUGGCUAACAUAUUGGUUGCGAUAUGUACACUUUCAAAACUUUUUUUAAUGACUAGAAUCAAGUUGUUUUAGUGAACCAUUUUUAAUAUUUUGCCGCCCCCUGAUAUUUGCCGCCCGGGGCACAUGCCCCCCAUGCCCCCCCUUAGUUCCGGCCCUGUCAUGUAUAUAUUUGUAGGUUUUUUUAUGAUAUGUACUGGUCCAAGAAUUACUUAUACAGCCAUUUUGCUGCAGUGUAAUUUUCUUGUAUUGGUUGUAUUUAACCGUUUUCAGUCUUGUAAGGUAAUUAAUUGUUUUAUAUUAAAACCAGUUAUGUUUAUAUUUUUGAAUUAGUACGCAAACAUUUUCAACGAUAGCAUUUUAGACGCAUCUGGGUUGUUUACCCAUGUGUCUGGGUUUUUUUGUAGGUUAUCUAGGUUUUUCAUGAAUAUCAGAGUGGCAGCCCUGGUUACAAGUCGUUUUGUUUAUUGUCCUACUUCAAAGUACGCUCAGUGCGCAGUGCGUGCACCGUCUCGUUCAAUAAUAAAACUAAUGAAAUUUUAAUAUUAAAAAGUACAUUAAUACAAGAUAUAAUAUUUAUAUUUGUGCACCUAACAGCUAUGAAAAUGCAAAUAAAUUCUCAGUUGACACUAAUAACAGAUGUAAUCAACAUAUGGACUUUCUUUUUUCGAAAACAAUUAGUAACUAGUGUUUUUAUACAUUAAAAAUUCACGAUUUUAUCAAAAAUAAAAAAUAAAAAAACAGAUAGGUACAUUAGUGAGCAUACUAUAUCAAUGUUUAUGUUUCAAAUGUUUCUUCAGAUUAGUCGAUGAUUUAUAACUCAGUUUUUGUUUACACAAAUUACAAUUAGCAAACUCAUUAUUUUCCGUGAAAAAAUUCCACACAAAUGAAGUCUUUUUCGUGCACUUAUCCAUUCCUUAUUUCACUAUAAAGAUACUAACUACAAAGCAUGACAGCCCGCAAAAUGGUGAUACACGGCCAGGACGAACUGCAGUGAAUGUUGAACUGAUUGAUACUGGCUGUAUCAGGCGGGCAUGAGAGUAUCAGAGGUAGAGAAUUACCGGGCGUGAUAAAUAAUGUAUCAGAUUCUCCUUCCGGUCGCACGGUCUGCGUACGCGGAGCUUUGUUGCCUCCUGGGACCGUCUGAUACAGAAGUAUCAGAGACUUGUACCUAGGUACAUUACUGUAUCAGUAUCAGGUUGGGACUGAUACCGAAAAUUGCUGUCCCAACCCACCUCUAACUUGGAACGUCUCUGCUUGGAACUGACUAGACUUGUGUAGUUCGCGAUCGAACUAGUUCGGAAGAGCGCUCCCACAGACGAACUACGCGAACUAGCUCCCAGAACCCUCGCUCCUCAGUUCAUUAGCUCGUUCUUUUACCGAUCUCCUUCUUUUAGUUCUGUGCACAUGAUCUGGCUCUUAUCAAAAGUCGUCACUCGUUCUCCCUUUCGGGUAUUAAUUACGGCUUUUUUUCUAUAUCUAAUUGUAAGGUAACAAAUUAGAAGAGUAAUGGGUCUCUAUUCUUAAUAAUUUACGUAAUUUUGUAGCCUGUACAUAAUAACACAUUUUUGUUGAUUAUUUCUUAAAAAAAAAUAUAAUUUGUAUAUUUAUAAAACGGU
This is a messenger RNA of Bacillus rossius redtenbacheri, 13685 nucleotides long. RefSeq names its product condensin complex subunit 2 (gene barr). NCBI's taxonomy places the organism in Eukaryota, Metazoa, Arthropoda, Insecta, Phasmatodea, Bacillidae. The coding region runs from base 533 to 2605 and encodes 690 amino acids. Gene Ontology annotation, molecular function: chromatin binding. The transcript has 12 exons. Gene Ontology annotation, biological process: mitotic chromosome condensation. The record is from RefSeq and is a predicted model, not a curated record. Gene Ontology annotation, cellular component: condensin complex.